Molecule: messenger RNA, 1385 nt
Organism: Aedes aegypti (yellow fever mosquito)
Lineage: Eukaryota; Metazoa; Arthropoda; Insecta; Diptera; Culicidae
Product: protein arginine methyltransferase NDUFAF7 homolog, mitochondrial
Exons: 1
Coding region: 72-1352 (426 amino acids)
Biological process (GO): mitochondrial respiratory chain complex I assembly
Cellular component (GO): mitochondrion
Molecular function (GO): protein-arginine omega-N symmetric methyltransferase activity
Source: RefSeq, a predicted model, not a curated record
AUUUCGUUAUUUAAUCGUCCAUCGAUUGUAAAGUGAUUGCAAUUUUCACCGGUACUUUAAUCAGUGCAGUGAUGAGUCUUCAAACUAUCCCGCGCUUAUUCUGCCAACAAAUCCGGGCCUACAGUUACAAACCGGUGAAACGAGUGUCUCUCCCACCGGCCAGCAAGCUGCCUCCGAAAGCGGAAACUGCCACCACUAAUUUAUCGCUCAAACAUGACCUCCAAUCGCGGAUCCGUGCAACCGGCCCGAUUCCGGUGGCAACCUACAUGAAACAGGUUCUGACCAAUCCGUCCGCGGGUUACUACAUGACCAGCCGGGACGUGUUCGGGAGCAAAGGCGAUUUCAUCACCUCACCGGAAAUCGGUCAAAUUUUUGGGGAAAUGAUUGCGGUGUGGUGUGUAAAUGAAUGGUCCAAGUUUGGUCGACCGGUUCCGUUUCAGUUGAUCGAAUUGGGACCCGGUAAGGGAACGAUGAUGCGAGAUGUUCUGCGGGUAUUUGAUAAGCUGAAGGUUAGCCAGGGAAUGGCGGUGCAGAUGGUGGAGAUGAGUGAGCAUUUGAGCGAAGUGCAAGCGAGGCUGUUGUGUAGGAGCAGUAUGGAGUACACGGAUAAGCCUUAUUACCGAUCGGGAAUUACGGCCAGUGGGACAAAGAUUUACUGGUAUCGACAGCUGGAGGAUGUUCCCGAAGGAUUUGCAGUGGUGCUGGCGCACGAAUUUUUCGAUGCACUUCCGGUUCAUAAGUUCGUCAAGCAGGACAAUGCUUGGAAAGAGGUGCUGAUUGAUAUUGAGCCGAAGAGCGAGGACGGGUUCCGAUUUAUCGUGUCCAAGUCGGAAACGCCGAUGCUAAGGUUGUUCCUGAACAACUAUCCCGAUUUGGUCAAAGAUAGGAAUCAGAUUGAGAUUUCAUUUGAGGCGGAAACAAUCAUUCGACAAAUUGGAUCGCGAUUCAAUGGUAAUGGAGGAUUUGGUCUGGUGGUCGAUUACGGCCAUUUGGGGGAGAAAGGCGACACGUUUAGAGCAUUUAAAAAUCACAAACUGCACGACCCUCUGCAGGAGCCGGGAAGUGCCGAUUUAACUGCGGAUGUGGACUUUAGUUUAUUGAGUCGGUUUUGUGAGGACACGACACAGCUGGUGACGAUUGGACCGACCAGUCAGCGGGCGUUUUUGGAAGCAGCCGGCGCACAGGAGCGAUUGAAUGUUCUUAUGGGAAACGGCGGUUUAAGUGAAGAGGAAAAACAGCGACUUUCGGAUGGGUUCCGGAUGCUGACUGAUCCGGAGCAGAUGGGCGAGAGGUUUAAAUUUUUCGGGCUCUACCCGAAAGAGUUGGAGAGUUUUGUUAAGCAGAAGUUUUGAAAUAUUGUAUUAAAUAUGUUGAGUUUUGAAAAA